CCCCCUUAGAGCGUAGUACGUGGCCCUCGCCGUGCUGCCUGGAAACCCCGUGCUCGCAGUGAGGGAGCCGCGGUCAGUGCGCCAUUAGCUGCCCUCCGGAGCUGUGUGUGAGGAUUACCGUGCCGGACACCUGGACCCUCCGCAGCCAGCACCCGGAACCCUCCCCGGACACCGGCCUGACGACGGGACGGACCGACCCCGACUGACCGCCCUGUGUGGGCUCGGAACCAACGCCUAGGCCUCAGCCGCCCUUUGUGCCCACCCCGGGCCCCGCUCGGAGCCGCAGGACUGGACUGUGUGACACCGCACACGGACUGAGUUACCGGAACACACGGACUUGGACUGAGUGCUCUGGGACAUAGCUCGGCCCGCGGGCCUUGGAACUGUUGGACAGUUGUGUCAUUGGAAGACUCAGCCAUUCUGGGACUUACUAUUUAACCUCCUUGUGAAGACCGUGGUGUGUGUGUAAGGGGUGGGGGGAGUGUUGGGUUGGGGGCCCCACUGAGGGGCCCCCCGCCCCCUUUAUUUCUGUGUCGUGCCCGUCCUAGGCCUUGGUGUGCUGUGAGUGUGUGUGUGUGUGUGUGUGUGUGUGUGUGCUGGCCAUGUGUGAGAUCUGGUCUCUCUGUCCCUGUUCUGUCUGAGCCCUUUCCAUUAUUUAGACUACUGCACCCCCAUACCCCCCAAUAACCAGCUAACAUGUCGUGUGUGCAUUACAAGUUUUCCUCCAAACUCAACUAUGAUACGGUGACCUUUGAUGGCCUGCACAUCUCCUUGUGCGACCUCAAGAAGCAGAUCAUGGGGAGAGAGAGGCUGAAGGCUGCUGACUGCGAUCUGCAGAUCACCAAUGCUCAAACACAGGAAGGUAAGGAGCCUCCAACACUUGCUAUGGGCGAGGAGGGUUAAGCAAUCAUUGGCACUCCCCAAACUGCUGUGUGUUAUGUUUCCCAUUGUGUGCAAUGGGGCCCAGGCUUUAGGCCAGGAGUAGGCAACCUUCCGCACUCCAGAUGUGAACUACAUUUCUCCUGAUGCUUUGUCAGCAUUACCACUGCAAGAGCAUUGUGGGAGAUGUAGCCCACAAUUUGUAUAGUGCCAAAGAUUGCCAACCCGUGCUGUGGGCCUUGAAACCAUUAUUGUUGACUGCUUUUUCAUUUUAAGGCACUAAGAUGUCUGGUCAGCCUGAGGUGCCUCUGGGCUACAGAUGGGUACACUUUGCUGGUCCAGUUGUCUUCAGUUUCAUUUGUAACAUUUGAACUGCAAGCAGCCAUUCAUGUCUCUGUUUUAUCAUUUGUAAUAUUGAGAUGACGAAUGUUUCUGCUACUGCUGUGUAGUCUCUUACUAUAGUGUUGGGAGCAAGGAGCCUAUUCAUAAUUUGCUCAUGGUCUACUACAAUAAGUUUGAUUGGAAAACAUGGGAGGGGGGAGGGAGUAAUGUUAACCUUAUACUUUUAGCAUUUAAACAUGUUUUAUCGUCAUGAACAAAAUAACAGGAGAGCAACAUUAUUUGAGUGUUAUCUUUGAUGUGAAAAUUCAGGCAGUUCCUAGGUUGAUUGCCUCACGGUCUAUUGUAUACAUUGCAUGUUAUAUAGUGUUUAUCUUAUUUCACUAGUAAACUGGUUUGGGCAUUACUUUUAUCAGCUAAAUAUAUUUGCACCAAUACAUGCAGGCUAAAAGACUCCCCUCUGAUAAGUUAAUGGUUUGUCUGGCAUUAGAACUCCUGUGGGUUCUCAGUUUGAGUCAAAGCCCAUUAAAUGAAUUUCUGUUUCAUGGUUCUGCUGCAUAGUUACUACUGUUAUGAAAAGUUAAUGGAUUGUUGUAUUGUAAGGAUCAUUUUCCAGUGUAUAAAAUUGAUUAUUUGUGUAUCAUUCCCCAUGCAUAUUACAAAGUCAAAGCUUUAAAUAUGUGAAAGGUGUAAUUCACAAUUACUUGGUUAGAAUUACAAAAGACCUCUCUCAAAGGAGCCUGUAUGUAAAUUUAGGUCGUUAUCCAUCCUACCUUUGUGCAGCACAAGCUACUCUUGUAUGAUUAUGUAGUACCAUUUAAUUAUUGUGUAAUUAGGUUAUGCAACAAUUAAAAUGCACACAACAGGUAUUUUCACGUUAGCCAAACCACACCCACCUUAUGGUGUUCUUGUUGUGUUCGUGGGGCAAGAUGUUCUGUUUUUCUAAUUUUAUUGUUUGUUUGUUUUUUUUUCUUUGUAUUUUGAAGCGGUUAUUGUACAUGCCUCAUCCGCUUCCUGUUUGUUUUAAUAUGACUUCCUGUUUAGGAAAACGGCAGUAAAGGGCCAUGUUUUCACAGCCUGGUCAAAAUGGCAAUUUGAUAUUUUUUACUUUGUAUGGAGGUAUUUACAAAUAGACUUCUUGGCCCUACGUUUUUUUUUUUUUUUGUUUGUAUUAAAUGUUUCAGUUUAUCGAAUUCUUACCUUAAUUCGGAGGCAUGGAGAACAUAGUUUCUAAUGUUAUCUUCCUGUGAUCAAUGGCUCACAUUAAUAAAGAUCUUGAUACUUUUGUUUAAUAAAAUGAUCUUGUGUGAAGCUAUCCGUAUAUUGAAACUGUAUGUUAACACACUUGCAUCUCGUAACAAAGAGCUUGCCACAUUGCAGGGAACAAAGCUAGAUUUUUCUUGUUGCUGUCCCUUUAAGAGAACAGCCUUGCUAAACAAAGAAAGACAACAUGGCCGUUGGUUUUACAUGCUGAUGCCGCUUUGUCAGUCAGCUGCACAUACUGGUUGAAGCAAUUGUGCUUGUUGGGUUUGAUCGGUUAUGUGUUAUUGAAUACUGUAACACAGUGAACUGCUAUAAAGCUUUGCUGCCAGGGUUUGGUCGUAUUGCUGGCAUAGCACAUUGUCUAUUAAAGCAAUGCAGUGUUGGACCAGGAAACUGUCUCCUUUCUUCUCUAUUGAAAAGGAACAUUAUGUUCUAUAUGCCGUGUGCACGUGUACAAAUAGACUUUUUUUUUCUUAGAUAUAUUGAAGGCACAAACAAUGGACUGUGUUGCUGGUUUUCCUAUCAAGUUGUUCACAUCUAGCACUGUAUGUGCACUUGUGUAUUUGGCACUGCAGAUGUUUGAACUACAUUUCCCUUGAUGCACCUCAAGGAGCUUAUGAACAAAUAUCUUAACCAUUGCAGAGAAAAAUGUUUUUUUGUUUUGUUUUGUUUUUUAAAUAUCAGCUAUUUGCAUUGGUUGUUUUGUUUUUUCUGUUCAAUUGAUGAUCCCCCUUUAACUAGAUUUUAAACAUUUUUGUUUUGAAUAAUGUAUAUCUGAAGCACACGGGUACGUAUAUGAAGAUUAUUGGUCUUUGAUAGAAAUGGUUCAUCCUUGCUCUUCGAUUUAACAUUUUUAACCCAGUUUGCCUUUAAACUUAUUUGAGCUUCAUAUAAAGAAUCCCUUUCAUUUGUCUAGGCCUCUAUAAAGCUUAAAAGUAAUAGCUAUUUUUUCUUAUUAAUUUCCAACAGAUUAGUUUUUCUUUUUUUCCUAGCGCUUGAAUUUAAGGCAGCCAUUUUAGAAGUUUCUCAUUUUGCAUUCUUCUUUUUCUGAAUUUUAAACCAUGUUUGAUGAUGUAAUGCUAAACAAGCAUCCCCAGCAGCCCAUUCCCUCUGUGCAGCAGCAGUGGGCGACUGUGAUUGGCUUAAUGUCAGCUGGCUGAUUACAGCCUCCCAGCACCAAGUGCUGUUAUGAAUAGGUAUGCCUUAGUUACACCUCCACAGGGUCCGAGCUAUGAAUGGCUAGGGACCAUUAUUUACUGUUAAACUGCUUGAAAUGGUUUAACACUGAAUAUAAGGAUCGUGCCAGAAGGCUCCAGGCACUAUACCAUUUUCUAUGAGAUAAAAUGGCCAUAGUUAUUACAAUGUCCUUUUUAAUUUCUCUACGCCGGGUGUAGGCAACAUUUUUAGCAGCACGGUGCCAAAAUAGAAUUGUGAUGUCCUGUUUUUUUUAAAUUGAAGUGUGAAUGCUGCCGUAUUCUGCUUGUUAUUUUUUCUGCAGUUGUAUUUGUGCGUAUAUGAGCUAUUAUAUUGUAUAUGUUCAUGAGUAGUUUGUGGUAAUGUUUAUACCUAUGAAUGGGGGCUGCUUGUGAAAGUGUGUGCGUGGAUGGAAAUGUCACAUUGUUUGGUGCUGUGUGUAUGGGGCUGUUUGGGGUAUUGCACGUGAGAGGCUGCAUGCGGGGCUGUGUGCAUGUAUGUGGAUUGUUAUGGUGUUGCGUUUGUGCGGAUUGUGUGUAGGCUGUUGAUAUUAUUUGUAUGAGGGUAGGGUUAUUCUGCAUUUCUGUGUGUGUGUGUAUAUAGCAAUGUGGAUGGCUUCCCUGGGUUACAGUGGGGGCAAGGUAUAGCUCAAGUACAGGAGCUACAACAGCAUCUGCAGGCUGCUCUAUUCCAGUGUGGAUUCCCAUUCACAAGUGCUGGGAGGAAGUGAUCAGAGAUCACUUCCUCUACGUGCUGCAAUGCAUAAAUUGAGGAUUGUCCUUCACUACCUUUUUCAUAUUAGCAGAAAUCUGCUGUUUCACUGGGACUCCUGAUAGGCCGGAGCCUGUUUGGCUCUAGCAGCUUUGAGUGCCGUGCAUGGCACAUGUGCUAUAGGUUUCCUACCCCUGCUCUAUGCUUUGCCUUUGCAGAUUGCAAGGUUCAAAGGACAGAGUUUAUAACUGUGAUUGACAAGGACCGACGAUGGAGUGUGGAUUUCUAAAUUUAAUUCAAUGUUUUACACUUCACAAACAUAUUUUGUAAAAUAUUAGGAUAAAUAAACUAAAUAAAAAUCAUGUUUAGUGGCAGUUCCUUUUUCAAAGGGAAUUGUGUGGCACAUGCCCUUGUAAUAUAGAUAUUCUGUUGCCCUUUUUGAAUCUGCUUUAACCAUUUUUGAAUAUGUACCCUUUUUUUCACUCACAUCAAAUUUUUUAAAGGAACAUUAUAGGGUCAGGAAAACAAACCUGUAUUCCUGACCUUAUAGCACAAACCCCACCAUAUACGUGACUUGCCCCUCCAUCCCACUUAAAGCAUGAAAAACGCACCUUAUUUCCAGCACCGUGCGGGUCCACUGGCCCUGCCCCCUUGGUGACAUCAGAAUUGCCAAAUUGUAGCCAAUCCAAUGCUUUCCCAUGUGGAAAGCAUUGAAUUAGUUAAAAUCGGCAAGGGGGCAGGACCAAACAUUGUUUUGGCCAAUCAGCACCUCCUCAUAGAGAUGCAUUGAAUCAAUGCAUUUCUAUGAGGAAAAUUCAGCUCUGCAUGGGGACGCUGAACGGCAGAGCUGCCUACUGUGCAGCACUGCCCCAGGAAGCACCUCCAGUGGCCAUCUGAGGAGUGUCCCUAGGGGCAAUGUAAACACUGCCUUUUCUCAGAAAAAGCAGUGUUUGCGUUAAAAUGCCUGCAUAUAAUGAUUUACCAGAACUACAUUAAGCUGUAGUUGUUCUAAUGACUAUAGUGUUCCCUUUAAUAUUUCCGGCAAUUUUUCACCAUAAGUGUCAGAUUUCUGCCACUGUAAAUUUGACUACCUUUUUGUUUUUGCCUAUCCAGUGUAAUUUUCUGUGUAAAAUGUGGUUUGGUUUUAAAAUUGCUUAGGCAGAAAAGUUAAUCUGAGAUCUGUUUGUUUAUAAUCACGUUUUACUGGAGAUCCACUCAUUUUCUCACCAUGAAUCUGUAGCUCUUUAAAUUUAUCAUGUUUUGAGGCAGGCACUGUUUGGAAUGAGUUUAGGUUUUAAUGUUACAUUUAGGAAGCCUCCAAACGUUUGAUUACUUGUGGUGUUUUCGCUCCCAUUUAGAUAUUUGUGUGGUCCUGUCCCAUUAAUGUUUUUUCUUUCUCCCUUGUGUUACAGAGUAUACAGAUGAUGCAGCACUGAUUCCUAAAAAUUCAUCAGUCAUCGUACGGAGAAUUCCUAUCGGAGGCGUUAAAACAUCAAGCAAAACAUAUGUCAUGUAAGUACAUUUGUAAUAUGUUUGGGGACACUCUUUGUGCAUGGAAGUAUCUUUUCUCACCGUGUAGAAGUUUUGAAAAGUACCAGUUUUUGGGCUAUUUUUAAAUUGGUAAUUUAAGCAUGGCCAAACACAAAUUCUAAUUAAUCAUACAGAGCGUAUAGUAGUAGUAGUAGUAGUAGUAUGGUCUAAUAUAAAGUGCAUAGCGUAAAAGUACAGCACAGAUCUCUGGCUAUGAACCAAGCUUUAGAUUUUAUCCAGAAAAUACUGGUAACAUAAAAUUAAACAGAACCAUUGGUAAUGGAGAGCAAGACAGAAAAUAAAACAACGUUGGAGAGGGGGGGACCCAUAGUUGUCAGUUCAGGCACUCACUGACUUGUAAUAUCCUAUAACCUUACGGUUAUACUAGUUUAACCCCUUCCUGGCAUUAGGGCGUGCCAUGUCAUAACUACAAAAGGGAUACUUUAGGGCAGCAUAGUACACCCUAAUGAUCUUGCCCGGAUACUUAAGCGCCUGCCUAACAGCCCAAUUAAGCCGAUCCGAGUCAUGAUUGAAUUGACGCUGCGAUCACAUAACUCGGACUGGCUGCAGGGGGAUUGCCUGGUUUAUCGGGCAGGUCCCCCACUAUAUAAUUUUAUUUAAUAGGGAAUAUCCGCUUAUAAAACCCUUUCCAUUUUGUUGGCAUCUGUGUUCUUUGAUCUUUCCUUUUCUCCUGAAAUACUAAUUUAUUUAUUCUUCUCUCUUUGUUUUCUUGUGUUCUAGAAGUCGUUCCGAGCCAGUGAGUGGAACAUCAAAAGCAGUAUGUAAAAACACAAUCACACUUUCCUUAUACAUUACUCUUAAAUAACUGAAACAGCAAGAUCCCCUCUUCUCCCUGCUCAUUUUAUGUUAAUAUUUUGUGUGGGUUUAAAGAACUUUUGUGGGUUUAAAGAAGUAUUUAAAGUGUAAAUACUAUGUAUUGCUCGUCCUGAUUUGAAUCCAUGCCUAACCUGCACUUUGUAAGUGCGUGCACAUGAAUGCACUGUGUUUCAUAUUGAAUGAUAGCCUACGUCCUGUACCAUCACAGGGAGUUGUACCGUCUGUAUGAUCGGUCGCAGGUCACACUUGUGAACAUGUUGCCAUGUUCUGUUUCAGGAUCUGUUUUGUAUAGAUCUGUUAUCUUGUGUACUGCAAUAAAAAUAUAUUUCAUGUUUCAACCUUUUCACGCUGUAAACAUUCCUGUUUUACCAAGGUUUAUAUUUUGCUCUAUUACACUAAUAGGCAGUGACUAAUCUGCAUUCCUGUUUAUUUUGUAUAUGUAUUGUACUUUGUUCUUUUUAAAGAUUUAAACAUUGCAUUGAUUUCCAAAGAAUUGUGUUCUAUGUGCACUAUAAUAUCUGUAUUAAUGAUUAAACGCCAAAUGUUAAUCUGUUUACACACAGUUCUAAUGAUUUGCUAGUAUUGGUCACAUGUGACAUUUCAAAAGCAUGAAAGGGUCCUAUUCCUUUUCGUUUGUGUGGGUGUGUACUAAAUAUCACGGGUCUUUUAAAACUGCAGUAAAACCAAAUAGUCUUCUUAGCAUUGUGUAACACACACGUUUUAGGUGUUUAGGAAUUUAACAUGUACCUUAGAGAACCAUGAUCAGAUUUUCACUUUUUUUUUUUUUAAGAUUACAUUUAAUGAACCUUUUAAUGUAGCUUCACACAGAGCAGUUAAAGCAGUGGGUCAGACAAUAUUAAAAUUUGGGCCCCCAAAAUUAAAUAUAAAAAUCAUGUAGUGGAAAUUUGAUGACCGUUAACCUUUAAUAGAGAGGCUUACUCUGGUUUAGUAGAAACUCGAGUGCUAGACAGUGGUUAUUCAGAUAGGAAAGGUACAUGCAUAUGUUGCAAAGUGAAGGGCCGUAAACUACGAUUUGUUAAAGGAAUGCUAUAAGGUCUGGAACACAAACAUGUAUUCCUGACUCUCUAGUAUUAAAACACCACUCCUAAAUGUAGGAGAAUGUUACCUUCAUUCGGCUGGCGCUGGCUUUGCCCCUGAUCUGCCUCCUUGGCCGUCAUCAGUGGUGGUCUCAGCCAAUCACAAUGCUUUCCCACGAGAAAGCAUUGGUUUGGCUCAGAUUGUCCAUUUUGUUGAUCUCAGCCAAGAAGGCGGGCAGGAGCAGAGCCAAAUUCUGCCCCGGCAUAUCAACCUCUCCUCAUAAAUGCAUUGAAUCAGUGCAUCUCUAUGAGAAGUUGUCUCCAUGCAGAGGUUGGAGACACUGAAUGUCAGUGCUGCGCAGUGUUCAGCAUUGCCCCAGGAAGCACCUCUAGCAGCCACCUGAGUGGCCAGAGGAGGUAUCCCUAGACUGUAAUGUAAACACUACCUUUUUCUCUGAAAAGACAGUAUUUACUGCAAAAAGCCUGCAGUGACUGACUAUACUUACCAAAACUACAUUAAGCUGUAGUUGUUGUGGUGACUAUAGUGUCCUUUUUAAGGAGCCACAACUCUGCACAGGUUUGUUGAGAACCUUUAAUUCUAUCAGCCAGGGCAGGGGUAGGUAACUUUUGACACUCUCGAUGCUGUGGACUACAUCUCCCAUAAUCCUCUUAGUCAUGUAGUCCACAAUAUCUGCAGCGCCGAAGGUUGCCUACAAGACAUAACCAUUUUGUAUACUAUGCCUUUAAAACAUUUGGUCAGUUGGCUAGUAAAAUGGGUGACUUGACUUUUAAAGUUCAUUUUACCAGUGAGUGCCUUAUAAUCAGUGCAGUGUCUAAAUCUGCCUCUACUUUAUUUGUAGCCUGCAUCUUCCUAAAGCCUAGCACAGCAUUGUGGUAAAUCUAGUCCACAAAAAUCUGCCUGUACAAAGUUAGCCAUCAACGGCUCUAGUUGUAAAUGAUGCAGGAGUUUCCCUUUAAUUCUAAGCUCUGCAUCCUACUUUGUUACUUUAAAACUAUAUAAUAAAGUUGUAGUAAGAAAUGCAUUAUCUUACACGUUAAUUGGACUUGUGGAAUUUGAGCCACAGGACCUUAUUCACUAAAUACUGAAUUGUAGUGAAUUGUUAAAUGCUCCAUUCUUUUUUGCUUAUAUUUUGCAAAAUAGGAGAGUUGGAAAAAAUGUUCCAAUAUUACUGUUUGUCCACCUUGUGUUUAGUUUAUCAUUCACGCUUUAAUGAAAAAACUAUUUGGUGAUAUAAUACUUACGAUAAGGGUUAAUAUUUUAGGGUCUAGUGAAAGGGAAGCAAAAGAAAAAAUAUUACCCUUUAUAGACACCCGUGUGAAACUGUGUGCGUGUGGAGUGUUUUGUUUUUGGUUUUUCUCCCCUUGGAGAUUUUACAGUUUAGAAGCAUCCAUGCAACUGCAGAUACCUAAUAUGGAUACAUUUUAAUCCUUGUAUUUAUAGCAUUUCAUUUUAUAAUUUUUUUUAUAUAUAUAUUAAACACUUGUGAAUACAAAAUAUAAUUUUUAGUACCACGUGGGGAAAAAAAUGUGAAGGCAUUAUACUGUUGACUGGCAUUUAUUGCACUAGUAGAAACAUGGCAACAUGUCAGUUCUGAAUUAUUUGUGGGAAUUGCACUGCCAAACACUCUUGCUGAUCGGUUUGUCCUGAAUUACUUUGGGUUUUCACCUAAGUGCUUACUGUAAAAAUGCUCAAACUUAUUUUUUUUGUUUCAUACAGUAUUAAGUUGCCUUAUAUAUUUUUUUUUAUUAUUUUUUGUUCAUUGGCAUGUGUAUGCAAAAUAAGUCACGUUUUUCAUAAAUAAAAAUGAAUCUUUCUUUUAGCCAUUUGUGUUCCCUGGAAUGUCUAUUGCCUCUGUAUAUGUGUAAUUACCACAUUGUAGGAUUCAUGUGAUGUUUUUGCUAGCAGUGAGGUUUUAUGUAAGGCAUACAACACUUAUAGCAUACACUACCGGGGUAGGCAACCUACUGCACGAGUGCCAUGCACGGCUCUCGAGGUGUCUUUGCACAGCACUCAAGGCUGCUAGAGCCAAAUAGGGUCUGUCCUAUUAGGAGUCCCAGUGAAACUUCAGAUAUAUGCUAAUAUGAAAAGGUGGUGAAGAACAAUCCUAAAUGUAUGCAUUGCAGCACGUAGAGGAAGUGAUCUCAGAUCACUUCCUCCCAGCACUUGUGAAUGGGAAUCUGCACUGGAGUAGAGCAGCCUGCAGCUCCUGUCCUUGACAUAUACCUGGCCAGCCUGGUACCCAGGGAAGCCACCCACACUGCUAAAUAUACACAAGAAAAGCACAAUAACCCUCCCCUCAUACAAAUAAUACCUACAGCCCACAAACAAACAUAUACACAAUCCGCACAAACGUAACACGGUAACAAACUACAUACAUGCAUACAACCCCACAUACAGCCUCUCUCAUACAAUACCCCAAACAGCCCCUGACAUACACACAAUAUGAACAUAUCCAUCAACACACACAAUUCUACAAGCAGCCCACAUUCAUAUGUAUCAUACACAAUACCACCAUAGAAUAGCUCAUAUACACACAAAUACAACUGCAGUAUAAAUAACACAAGCAAAAUACGGCAGCAUUUACACUUCAAUUUAAAAAAAAAAAAAAAUAGGACCGGCACACUAUGGGACAUAACAAUCCUAUUUCAGCACAGUGCUGCUAAAAGGUUGCCUACCCAUGCACUACACAGUAGUUAUGACAAUUGUCUGUAUUGAAAGACCACAUCCUAUUCUACCCUUGAUGUAGGAACUUUUCUGUGAUGGCAUAUCUGGAUAAUGACAAAUGAAAAUGUUUUGCGUACUGUAAACAUUUUCCGUGAAACCAAAAAAAAAAUGCUACCUAACCUGGUGUCAUGUCUUAUCCAUGUGGCAUUUCAAAGGCUUUUUUUUUUUUUUUCUUUAUCUGGCCCAUACCUUCCUUUUACUAGUUACUUUGAAGACCUUGGUGCACCCAAAAAUCUGCCGCUACACAUUGGUGAACAGAUUUGUGUUAAUGGAGAAACUAGUUACUAGAGUGAUCUAUCUCAAGGGUAGGUAGCACUCCAGAUGUUGUAGGCUUGAACAUUUAUGAAUGCAGGAGCAUUAUGGGAGAUGUAAUGCACAUCUGGAGCGCCAAAGGUUCCCUACCCCAUGAUUCUAUCUCAUAGAGCUUUGGGGUAGACCCUGACUGUUAAACUACGCAGCCCAUGAUGUUUGCCAGCUAUAUGGCUGGAAAACAUCCCACAAAACAUAUUGGAUUCUGUUCUGUAAUACUUAGAUGUCUUGGCUCAACAAUUACAGAGAACUGUGCAAAGAGAACCUGCCAUGUUUUGCAGUGCACCAUUAUUAUUAUAUUUAUAUAGCACCAUCAGAUUCCAUAGCGCUGUACAAUGGCAAGCUUCUCCUACAGAAUUAGUCUGAUUCCUGCAGUUACCCAUAAAUUAACACAUGACUCCACAGGUCUCUGGACAGUCUAGGGAUAACUGGUGAGUUCAGUUGCAGAUCUGCUGACAAGCUCAUUUUAUCGUACUCUAGAAUGAACGCUUCACUUUUACAAAAUCAUUUCACCCUAUGUCAUUGAGUUCUCAUUUGUGAUUCCAAUUCAUUCUAACACCUGGCGAAAAUGAGUUAAUAUCUUACUUGUUAGAUCAGUGCUUCCCAAACUAGUCAUUAAUGGACCAUCAAUGCCUUAAUCUAAAUGCUUUUAAUAUGAAAUGACUCUAGGGGGAGUAGAGAUAUGUACAACUUAUGGAGUAGGUGGGGAGCGCAGGAGGCAAGGAUUUUACUGAUUUAAGAUGAAACUGUCGCUUCUCUGGAAAUUACACCUUGUUUAAAGUGUUGAAAUCACCUACAACCUGUUGCCAUAAUCUGUUGCGCUCUUUUAAAAAACAUUUUAUUAUUAUAUAGUUAAAAGUUAGGCAAAUUUAUAUCACACUUCAGUGCAGGUACAGCCAGGGCACUUGAUGCAAAUUAAAGGAGAAUAGAUUGAUUUUUUCCAGUUGUAGAUUUCUACAAUGUAAAAGUAAACCCCGCAAUAAAAAUCAGAGGAAAUUAAAGAUCCACUUUUUAAUAAGAUAAGAAUAAGCAAUUAUAAAAAAAAUAUUUCACAUUUGAAAUCAAAGCUGUAUUCCAAUAGGCUGGUUAAUGUUAAAACAGCUGGAUUUUAAAACGUUGUCAAUGACCAAAAAAUCUACACACCAUUGCAAAUGGUUGCAUUUAGUCUUCUGUGAGCUGUAUAGAUCUUGUGGUACAAAAAUUUAAAAUAGAUGCAUGGCCUUCUCUAUCUCUACAUUUUAUAUAGUAAGGAACCAGUAGUGUUUGCUUAAAUGACUAUAAAUGGUGCAGGAUUGUAUAAGCUCCCUAUAGAUAAAGAACUGACGUGCUGUUGGUCCUUGGGCUAAUUUGAGAAGCAUUGAUUUUAGGGAAUUUUUAAAUGGGUUAUAUGUAGCUGCUACAAUGUCUGCAGUCUUCUGGAACCUAUUAAUGCGGACUUUAAACACCCCUAAGUUUUUUACUUAUUUAUUUCUAUUUAAAAUGUCAAUAACUUUCACAAUAUUUUACUAAUUUACGAUUGAAUAUAGGAUACAUGUGUUGUGGGUGGGGUGUGUGUUUUUUUUUUUUGUUUUUGUUUUUUUUGAGUCAUGGUUGUAUCAUGCUCGUAUCAUGCUCAUUCCAGGAAAUUUAGACUACUCUCAGAUUUUCAGACAAGGAUGUUGGUAGUUAGAGAGUGGGGCCAACUCUCUCUAUAUUAAGGAGUUUAAUGAAAUCUUCUUUUUUAAAAAAAAAAUGCCAUUUUCAUUUUUGUAGCUCCCGCAUAGGUUCUCCUUUGCUAACAAUUAGCAAUGCAAUAAUAGAAACAUUACAUUUUAAUGCUUGCCUACCGCCAUCUUAAAGGGGAACUGUCACUUCUCUUGAAAUAUACUAUUGUUUACAAAAAAGUAUUUACUUAUUUUUCUUUCUGCAUAUGCUCCGUUAUAUUUUAAUUUAAUAUUAAACACUUAUAAAAUGACUUCACAAUCCAGUUCUGUCCUGUGCAUUGCAAAUGAAGAGGAGUUAUAGAAGCAUUGCUUUAUUUCUCCUCUAUGCUGACAACGAGGUGUGAACGAUGAAGCCUAUAACGGUGAUUGUGAGAGCUAAGAUGAAGGCAUCCAGUUGCAGGUUAUAGAGGUUUAGCUUUCUACAUGUAUUUUCCUGUUUAUUCCUCACAAAUGUUAAAUAUUGGGAAUAAGUAAACCUAUUUCAAAUCCUGGGUAGUGACCGUUCCCGUUUAAAGUGUACCAUGUGUUGUACUGCUGAUGGAAGUGCUGCAGGCCUUGGAUUUAAGCCAGUACAUCUAAUUAUAUCGGUCUGUAAACCUAUCUAUGUCCCUUGUACCUAAUCUGCUCUGGAUAAGAGCGCUAUAAAAGAUCUGUAAUAUAAAUGUCACAAUCUCUCACAAAACAUGCAUUUGGGUUGAUAUAUAUGCCUCUUAUAAAUAACUAUACUUAAAAAAACAAACCAAAAAAAACACAGCAUUUUAUGCCAAGCUAGCAAAACAUGGAUAUUUGGUUUUACACAGACAUGAGUUUUAGAAAUGUACCGGAUCACUUUCAAAAUUUAGAUAUAUGGGUGUAUAAAGCAUGUGAAAUAAUUUUCAUAUAUAUUUUUUUUUUAAUGAAUGGUUAUUUAUAAAAAGCAGGGCAACCCUCCAUCUUUGUUUGCUGACCAUAUCCUGAAAUAAAGUUUAGGGCUGAUAUCGGGCCAUCAGCAACUUACCAUGAGGUACACCGCUUCUGAGAAUCUCAUAUUGCUUCCUUCUCCUCAGAUGGCUUCAGACAUCCCCCCUUUUUUUAUUUGUUGGCCAAAAUGUGUAAUUUAAUUGUAUGGCAACAAAACUGAAUUUUAAUAUUUGAUAUGUAUAAUACACAUCAUUAAUGCAUGAACUACAUUCUUGAGAACAAAAUAUUUUUUUUAAACUGUAAGGAACAUGUUUGUCAGAAUACCACACCUAAUGUUCAAAUUUCUAUUGAUUGGUGAUAUGUUUUUAAAUAGUCCGAUCCAGUUGCAGUAUUAAACGUCAGUCUUUCACCUGUUUUUGCACAUCGUAUGCCAAUAUAUCCUGUACAUGACUGUCAGUCUUGCAGUAAACACAUUUUGACAUGUAUUGAGUCCCGCAAACUGAAACACAUUUUCACUAAAAGUAAAACCACAGGAAUUGCACAUCGUAUUGAUGUAAAAAUUGUGUUUAUAGGAGGUCCAUAUUUUUUCCUUUUACACAACUGUAAAUGUUUUAACAUGUAUCAGGAUUUUUUUUUUUUUUUAACACUGUAUGCUUUUGAGUCACAUGUGGCAAUAAGAAUUGUGCAAUGUUUUGUUCUAACGUCAAUUGAUGUAUUGUCGUGGGUGGGAUUGAUUGCAAUUUAUUUUUGUUUUUAAUUCUUGAACGUGUUUUUAUUUAAUUUCCUAUAAACAGAUUGAUGACGCUUCUGCAUCUAUUUCUAUGGCCAAGCUUGCUAAGGUAUAUGUAUACAUAUAACUGUACAAUGAAUGUGCACGAAUAUGGGCACCUUCUUGUAAUCUGCAUUCUUUUACUGUAUAAAAUUACUAUAAACAUGAAACGGUGUGUGUUGCAUUCUCCUGUAAAGAGUAGCUCCCCUGCCCCGCCCCCUCUAGUUUCCGAAUUUGGAUGGAAACCGCUUCGACCAAAUCGGGUUGUUCAAGUCAAAAAAAACGGAAGAGUUUCUCUCCUUCGCAAAACGUAACCUAUCCAUCUGGCUUUCAGGGCUUUUAUUCAUUAUUUUUUUGGACAAGGAUAUUUAAAAAAAAAAAAAAAAUACACAGAAGAACAUGCAUUGAUUAGCAACUAACCGGUAAAUUACAUGGACUGUGACCAUUUUCGGUAACUGAAAAAAAAAAAAAAAAAAACAUGGUAAUGGACAUUCAACCUGAAAAUAGCUCCAUCAGCACUUGGCCGAGCACUAUUUGUACCCAUAGUUUUUAGUACAUGAUUUCUGCUAAUGUGUUCAAGGAUACAACAGUCUGGAAAUGUGUUUGUUGUGAAUACACUAAGACAAAUGAAGCAUUUAUAUUGCCAAACCCACUACUCAGCUGUGCAUUUAAUCCAUAAUAUAUCAAUAUGUUAUCAGUUGAUGUUCUGCUGACCUUAUGAUUCCCUAGUGUCAUGGCUGAAGCGUCAUUGGAGAUGAACAUCAUAAAAUGCAAAAGCACUGAUUGGCCUCUAGUAUUCUUGAUAUCCUUAAGUAGUAGAUACAAAUAUCAUGAUUAUCUGACUAAUUUAAAAGAACACUCUAAUGACCAAAACAACUUUAGCUGAACAAAGCAGUUUUUGGUAUAUAAAUCAUGCUCCUGCAGUCUUACUGCUCAAUUAUCUGCCAUUCAGGUGUUAAAUCAAUUUGUUUAUGCCCCCUAGACACACCUCUCUGCAUGUGACUUGCACAGCCUUCCUAAACACUUCCUGUAAAGAGCCACCUAAUGUUUACACUUCCUUUAUUGUAAAUUCUGUUUAACUUUGAAUUGCUUAUUUCCUGCUCUAAUAACUUGCUAGAUCCUGCAGAAGCUUCUUGUGUGUGAUUAAAGUUCAAUUUAGAGAGUAGGAGAUAAAAAUCUUUUAAAGUAACUUACUACCUAACUAAGAGUAAAACCAUUUUUUCAUGCAGGCUGUGUCAGCCACAGGUGUGGUUAGGGCUACAUAAGCAAUCUAUACAAGAUACAGAAUGCACACUAUAACAGCCACAAUUCAUAAUAUAAAUCUUUUAAUUAGAACAACUGAAACAAUCAAUACAUAAAAACACAAAGUAACAAAAUAAGGCAACCUGUAAUCGAUUCAGUAAUUUACCUAAAUCUCGCCAGCUUCAAGACAGAAACACGAGCCACCAAUCCCCCCAAUGUUUCGGCACCUACUGGUUGCUUUUUAUCAAGGGUGUCUCUACCAGUGUUCUUAUGUGUCUGCUUAUAAUACCCCUAACCAUCAGCAUACAUGUAUAGCGACCACGGAAGUCAAAUCACUUUGGGUGUUGGUAUAACUCUACCUUCUUGCUAAAUGAAAAAAGAUCACCAAUAUCACGUGUAGAUAAAGCAAUAUCUAUACAUAUAUACAAUAUGAUGGAGGCUCAUCCACGUACCUGCUAAUGUCCCCGCGCAUGCGUACUGGAUAUCAUAGUAGUCUUGUAACGCCAUCUGCAUAAGCAGAAACAAAGUGAUUUAACUCCUAAGUGGGAGAAAAUUGAACAGUGAAACUUCAGAGGCAUGAUCUACACACACACACUUUUUCAUUAGGCUAAAGUUGUUUUGGUUAAUGUAGUAUCCCUUUAAAUAUCUAGAUAUCUACACAGGACAGGUACUCUUCACACAGAUUUUCACUAAGAUAUUUCUUAGUCUGCAUAUGAUGUAUGAUGUGUUUAAGAGCUAUAUGGUAGUGUGAUAAUAUAACAGACACUUUAAAGACCUGUAUGGAAAGUUAUAGAAUCUUGUGUUUUUUGUUUUUACAAGGAAAGCAGACCAGUACAGCCAUUAUUUUGCUCAUCUAUGUGUUCUGUGAUACCCAACCAUGAUAUGAAUUGCUAUAUGUACAGUUUGAAUUUCUAUGUACGUAGUUUUCAACAAGGCACUCCUAGAUGAGUUCACUCUAAAGCUAAUCUGUAAUUUUUUUCAUGUUACAAGUCUCAUUCCAUUACCACCUCUCUUCCUUUCACUGUACUGGGUAAAUGUUUGGACUGUUUACCAUGGUCUUCUCUUUCUGAAUACAUUCUAUGGUAUAGUCUGAUUGUUAAUUGGCUUCCAGUCCUCUACCUUCCUCACAACUUGCGUAGUGUAACUCGACCUUUGGCUUACCUCAGCUGUCAAUCAAGUUACGCAGCAUACGAUUCCAAAUAAUCUCAUAUUACUACUAGGAAGAAACACCUAUGAUUUUAAAUGGUCCUCACAUUUACGCAACCUGAGAACUGGACGCAGAAAAUGCAGUGUACAAAUCAAAUUGUGCAAAAAAGAUAACUCAUGUGACGGAACGUUACGCAAUUUCUAUUAUUCUUUGAAACACUAUGUGACAUUGGUCUGUCCUAUUUAAACAAUGUUUUUUUCAUCAGUUAAAACAUCCCAUUUUCUUCAGCCAAAGACCUGUAUAUGAACCUUCCUUUUAUCUGCCAUGUUUGUUUUUGGUGUAUUCCUGGCAGGAUUUCUGUGUUUACAUUUGUUAACGUUCAUGCAUAUAGCUAAAAUUGGUAUACUUAUACAAUGAUGCAAUGUGUACCAUUUUACCGAAUUUGAUACCUGAAGUUGUGAAAACUGCAAUGUAACUUGUGAUUUUCCAAUAAAACAAAAAUAAACUGUUUGCUUGUUUUUUGAAUGAAUGCUGGCCCAUCCACACAGUCAUACUUUGCAGAAAGUGUAUUUUUAUUUUUUAAACUAGGCCAUGUUUAUACCCUAUGUUUAAAUGUAUUUAAUUGGGUUGUCUAAUAGUCUAGGCAUCAACACCACUUCUCCUUAUUGAAGUGUUGUGGUGCCAUCCCACUAAUGUUAAAAUGUACACAAAUGGUUAAACACUGAAUGAGCACCCUCACUCUGCUGUAUUUGCUGACCGCUCUCAUGAAUAGAGUAUAACUCUGCUUUAGCUGUACCACGGAUGGAACCACACUGAACUGUGAUCUGGCAUCUAGGGACUCCAGGAACCACAACCACUUUAGCUGAACAGGUUAUGGUGCCUAGAAUGUCCUUUAAAAUACUAAAAAAUCAAGGUGCUAGGAAAGUCAAUUGCAUGUAUCACGCUAGAUAACUUUGUUAAUGUGAAAGCAUGGUUUAUUCCGUUCACAUUAAGGAGGACAUAACCAGCAUAGACCCUCAUACAUCAUCCCACUGUAACUUGCACUCAUUCAGUUGCCAUACAGUGGGAUAAUUAGUGUUAGUCCUUAAGAAGAUCAUUCUUUCAGAGAAUGGCACCGCUGCUUUCCUACGUGCCAGUGAUGGCUAAUUAGUGACACAGAUGAAACUGAAGAUGGUUAUACAUUUGUAAAGAUUGCCAUCGUUUUCCUGUUGUUAACUCUGCUUUUAAUAGGAUUCAGUCAUCAUCAGCACAGGUGCAGACUUUUUCUAUGUGUGUUUUGCUGGUUUUUUUUUUUUAUAUAGAUAUAAUUUAGUUAAUUUAGGAGGACAAAAUGGUUACUGCUCCAAAUGGUCCACCAUUGCAUUCCUUAACUGGGCACUUUCUCCGGAAAUUUGUUUUCGAUAAGACUAAAGAAUGAUGUAAGUAACAUUUACAACUUAAUUACAAGAGUUUAAAGCGUAUGUAUGUGUGUGUGUGUGUGUGUGUGUGUGUGUGUGUAUAUAUAUAUAUAUAUAUAUGUGUAUAUAUAUAUAUAUAUAUAUUGCACUUUCAAUAGUAAGCUUAGAUUGUCUGGUUUCUCUUUUCAUGUUUAGCAUGUUGUGUACAUUGUGGGAGAUUAUCUAAUGGGAUGUCUGUUUCUGAGUAUAUAUUUUCAUUCCCACUGUUAAUAUUAGAAGAACCACCAAUGCCUGUGAGUUAAUGGCCCCUGCAUUUACACAACUAUAACUUGAAAAGGGACACACAGAAAAUACCUUUUAUUGUGGCUGAUUUGUGUUUGGACUUUAUAGCCUUACCAUGUGCUGAUUAUGUACACAAUAUUCAUGUAAUUGCAGUGUUGACAACAUGCCCUCCUUUUCACAGUUUAGCUUUGGUUAGGGGUGUAUACUAAAUCAGCCCACCCCUUAUAUGAGCAUAAUUCUGCUAAACUUGCCAAUAUUUUAAAAUAGUUGGUAUUUAGAGAAAUCAUUGUGGGAUUUCCAGAUCUUUUAGGUAAAUGUUAAGUGUGAGUUUAUAAUAACAUUUCUAGAAGUCAAAUUAUUAUAAAUGUUUACCCAUGCUCGUCAAUGUGAAUUGUGUACGUAGGUUGCUGAGACAUAAAUUGACUAAAAAUUCUGAUCUAAGUUUAUUUUCAUGCGUGAUCUUUUGAAUACCAGAAUAGAUGAGCAUAGUAAUUCUAUAAGUUGUGCUUUGCCUCUAAACAUUUCCCUGCUAGUGUGAAAUAAGUUUGUUGCUCUAGCCAGUGCCCUUGAUUUGCAUUUUAAUGCAUAUGGAGAUUAUUUAACUUACAUUGGUAACAUACUUUCCUGCUUUGCUUGUUGCCCUCUGAAACAUGGCCAAGGACCACUAAAAGGGAAAUAUUUCAAAGCAAGUGAGCUUGAAAAACCAAACUGAAUAGCCACAUACGGAGGGACAGAGAAUGCAGACAGAUGCUAGGGUCUUAACGUAAUGUAAAGAAGUCUGUCUGCAGUUUCUUGUUCCUGCUAAAAUCCUCAUACGAUAACCCUUUAAAACCAUUAAAGAUGGUUUCUCACGUUUUGGUGGAGGAGAACCCAACUUAUGGUAACAAUGUUAGACGUUUCGAAGUCUACCAUUUUGAUUUUAGCGUCUAUCAUGAAGUAGUGUGGUAUAAACAUGGCCUAAGACUGUUUUAAUGUUUACAAAGGUGAAAACUUAAAAACAGUGCCUCAAUUUCGCCUAUGAGACACAUUCUAAUAUUGACUGACAUAAUAUCAUGCUCUCUUCUGUCGUACAUACGUCCUCCAUCUUGGCCAGUUUGGUGGUAAGGCACAGGUGGCAAUGCUGCUCUUUACAGGAUUGAAUGUGUGAGUGUGCUCAAGGGUGGGGAAUCGUAAUAAAAUUUUUUUUGCUUACUAAUGUGACUCCCUAAAUAAUUGCCUGUUAAACAGACCGCCAAUCUGGCUGAAGCAGAUGCUUCUGAAGAGGAUAAAAUCAAAGCUAUGAUGACACAAUCCGGACAUGAAUACGAUCCUAGCAAGUAAGUGCCAGUGGUUCCAUUAUACAAGCCUUUUAAUGCUGCUGUAGCCAUAGCACUCUGUUAACAUUUGUUUCCUUUUAACUUUUUUCCAGUUAUAUGAAGAAACCGCUAGGCCCUCCGCCUCCUUCCUAUACAUGUUAUCGAUGUUUAAAACCUGGCCAUUACAUAAAGCAGUGCCCUACCAACGGGGUAAGAAUAUAUUGUCUUUUGGGUUUUCUGUGGUCCCAUGAACUUAUUGUACUUGUUUUUUCAUGUUAUACAGUGCUUUCCCACCAAGUCAUUCAGUGACUCCCCAACCAUCUUGCCAUUGGAACACAAAAGGAUAACUACCUCUAGACUGUAAAUUCGUUUGAGCAGGGUCCACCAUCAACUUAUUGCUCCUGUUACAUUUUGUAACUGUCUCAUUUGUUACAUUUCCCCCUUUCAUAAUAUUGUAAAGUUCUUCGCGAUAAGUUGGCACUAUUUAAAGGGUUUUAAAUCAUCAAUGAUGAGCCUUUGGGAUUUUUGUAUAAACCUUCCCCCAAAAUUAUAUCCUUAAAGGACCUCUAUAGUGACAGGAAAACAUACUCGUUUUCCUGGCACUAUAGGGUCUCUAGGUCCCCCCCACCCUUAGGGUCCCUCCACCGCCGGGCUCCCUCGGCGGUGUGGACUCUCCGCCUCCUUUCCCCAUCAUCGGGUGAAUGCGCAUGAGCGGCAAGAGCCGCACGCGCAUUCAGCCAGUCCAUAGGAAAGCAUUCUCAAUGCUUUCCUAUGGACGCUGGCGUCUUCUCACUGUGAAAAUCAAAGUGAGAAGCGUGGAGGCGCCUCUAGCGGCUGUCAAUGAGACAGCCACUAGAGGCUGGAUUAACCCAUAGGUAAACCUGCUAUGUUUACAGCACAAAGGGUUAAUCCUAGAUUGACCUGACACCCAGACCAUUUCAUUAAGCUUUAAUUUUUGAUGGGACAGAGCAAUGUUUUUUCUUUUAAUCAGUGAAUUAUAAUUACAACAAUCAUCAUAUAUUGGCAACUAUAUCGACAAUUGUGGGCAUUUAAGACUUUUUUACUGACAAGAUAUAGUAAUGUAGUUAGAACCCAAAAUUUAUUUUUUUCCACAAUUUGAUAUUUACACUGUUUUUGUGUUGCUUGCACUAUUUGUCUUUCAUUGUGGGGUUUUGUUUUUCGUAUGUGCUUCUUACUCAAUGGUUAGACUAUAUCCGCUACACUUUUGUUCUAACAUUUAGAUAAUUUAAGUAUGUAAAAAAAAAAAAAAAAAAAAUUUCAACGAACAUGUUGAAGUUUUAUUUUGGGUUUUUUUUUUUAUCUUCUUUAUAUCAUAAGCAGGACAAAUCAUUUGAGCAAACUAUCAGGAUUAAAAAGAGCACUGGAAUCCCCCGUAGUUUUAUGGUGGAAGUAGAGGAUCCCAAUAUGAAGGGAGCUAUGCUUACAAACACUGGAAAAUAUGCCAUACCUACAAUCGAUGCGUAAGUAUUUACUAGAUGUAAAAUAUGUGCUAGGUGAUGGCAAUUUGAAAACUUUUGAACUUUUAAUUGAUCACAUUCAUUUUGUAGGGUGGCUUAUGCUGUUGGGAAAAAGGAAAAGCCACCGUUUCUUCCCCCUGAACCCUCAUCGUCUUCAGAGGAAGAGGAUCCUGUGCCCGAUGAGCUGCUAUGCUUGAUCUGUAAAGACAUGAUGAACGAUGCUGUUGUAAUACCGUGCUGUGGGAAUAGCUACUGUGAUGAAUGUGAGUUAAUUUCAUGGAACAGUUCAUUAAAGGGUGUCAGCAACCAUCAAAAUUAUGCUUUUCAAUUCCAGAAGAGUUUCCAAAACACACCACGAUAAUGAUUUGUCAGACUGCGUGUCGUUGUAAUCUGAUAAAAGGACACUAUAUUCACCCAGACCAAUUGAUCUUAAUGAAGUUUGAGUGCAGUGUCCCUGUCCUCUUAAACCUGCAAUGUAAAACAUUAUAGCUUUAAAGAAACUGCAAUGAUUACAUUGCAGGGUUAAGACUGCCUCUAGUGACAGUCUACCAGACAGCCACUAGAAGCACUUUCUGCUGUUUCACAGUUUAACUCUGUGAAAUGACACUAGACGUCUACAUAGGAAAGCAUUGAUUCAAUGUUUAGUGCUGGAAUAAGGUGCUUACAUAUUUUUUUUAUUUUAUUUUUUUAAUCCUAGGACAGCCGCCUUGGCAGAGGAACUCUGUAGUGUUAGGAAAGUUUUAUUGCUAAUCUGUCACAAACCAACCACUGUAUCACUCCCAAGAUAUUGAUAUAAAGGGUUACUCCAACCUCCAUGACCUCUGCUUUUAGAAGUGGAAAUGGUGCAAGUAAUCUGUAUGUGCAGCGUUUCUGCUUGAAACACUGCCUAUAUGGAGAAGUCUUUGAAUAUGUGCCAGCCUAGUAGACCCAGGACACAUGGCUAGUGAACUUGAAUGUCUGUUCCGCACAGAUUAAUGUGAGUUCUGUGCACAAAAAUAUGUCCUCCGUUGGCAAGCGUUGUGCACUGGCGACACGUCAUCUGAUUAUUCUUCUUCCAGCCUCAUCUUAUCCACCCCCUACCCUCUCUGCAGCAUUCGUAUCCUCCCUUCUUCCUCUCCAAGCACUUGGAUUGGGUGUAACGGUGUGGAUUGUUGUGAGAUUAGUUAUUACCCGCACAUGCAGGAUUGGAUUCAAUGCUUCUCUAUCAUAAGAAGUUGAUUGGUGGGUUGCAUUGAUGGCCAGACAUCAGGCUGAACUUGAUACUGGAUUCAAGCUGAGUUUUAACUUUAUUUUACACAUUUUAAGAUUAAAAAAACAAACUAACUAACUUGGGAGGCGGCUCCAUGUGACAAGUGCCCAAUAGGGCAUUAUAAACCGAAAAGGAAAAAAAAAGUUAUUGGGCUAACCCUUUAAGGCUACCAACAAUUAACAGUAUUAAACCGUAUUGACAUGUUAAAAACUUCAAUUUUAGAUUGUCAGUCUUUACAGGUAAAAUAGUAUGAGUUUUGUAACAUGUAACAAAGUGGCUCAUUUUGAGGGGAAUAUAUAUUGCUGCAAAUCAGCAUCUUCUCCACAAGCAUAUGACAUAAACCUUUGUCAGAUUUGUGGAAUAUGUAAUUUUGCACUCCACAAUAAUUUUAUUCAUGAAAAGGUUCAAAUAAAACCCCAGAGUUAUAACGAAUAGCUUUUUUUUUUUUUUUUUUUAAUGGGAUCACCAAUUUGUGUUGUUUUACAUGAACUAUUGCUCACAAGGACCUGAAAGGGUUAAGUGCAAAAUGAUUUGCCUUCCCUGCAUCUGCCAUUAAAGACUUAAUUGUAGAUAGCAGUAUUUGUGGCCUGUGUAUCUAAUAUACUCUUUUCCCUGCAGGUAUUCGCUCUGCCCUACUUGACUCUGAUGAUCAUACCUGCCCAACAUGCCACCAGACAGAGGUUUCCCCGGAUGCUUUAAUCGCCAACAAAUUUUUACGUCAGGUAUGUAGCUCAGCAUGCACGUGUUAAUGACUCCUAUUUAUUCAGAGUCCUCAUCAAAUGAACCAUUUUAGAGCACACAGGGCAGUAUAUUCGUGAUUAUGUUUUAUUUCUUGCUUCAUUUUACUUUUUCCCACUUGGCAUAUAAAUGGUGCUUUUAGCACAGUUUUUCUUGGACGUUUGUUAAAUGUUAUUUUAUAUACACCUUUAAUGUGGAUUAACAAAUAGUAGAUUCAAGCUGUGGAAAUCCCAUGAUGCUUUGCCAGCUGUAAAGCUACAAUUGAUCUAGGUAGUUUAGACAAAGUAGUACAUUGAUACUAGAGGGUUUCUUUUGUCAUUCUCUAUUAUAUUUUUUAUUUAAAUGAGGAAUCACUCUACUUGUCUGUUAAAGGGAGAAUAAAGAUAUAGAUGUAGAUUUUUCCCUGUUUUUGAAUUCCUUAUGUUUAUUUCAGGCUGUAAACAAUUUUAAGAAUGAAACCGGUUACACAAAGAGGAUCCGCAAGCAACAGUCUGCACCUCCUGCAAAACAGUCCCAAACUGCUCCACCUGCACGCAACACACAACAGUCUUCACGCACAAUGCCAUCGCGACAGCAGGACCCUCUCAUUGCUCCUGCAACUACAGCAUCAGUUGUAAAUCAGACCCCUCCCAGCACUGUUCCGAGCCGCCAGUCUGCUGCACCUAGCACUGUACCAGCCAACCCUCCACCAUUGUCUGCAUCUAGUGCAGACUCCACACCUUCACUGCCAUUACCUGUCCACAAGGAGAGAGUAAAAACAGACCCUGUGUAUCAGUAAGUCUCAAUCAUCUAAUAUAUCUUCUCUAAGGAUCCUUGAAUAGCAUUUGUCACAUCCUCAAUUUUAGCACAACCUUAAAGCUAUCUAAAAGGUAUACAUUGAGCUAAAAAUUUUUAACUUUCUUUAUAGGUUUUUUUUUUACUUCUUUUGCAUUUAAUUUUGCAAUGCCAGACAUACAGCACCUCUUGCAUGCGUUUAGAGCAUUGCUAGAGAAAAUGUAGCGCGCUCAUCCAUGCUUAUGGCCUUUCUCUGUUAGAUACCAAUACCAGUGCUCCUGAGGCAUCAUAGAACAGUAAAACAUGGUGCAGCAGAAGUAUAUUUUUGUUUACUUGCUUAGGCUGCAUUAUUCGCCACACUAUAUGCUGCAAUACUGUUUAAAGGCCUGAAUGAACAAGAGACUGUCACUUAUCUGGAAGUGACCAUGUUCGGCUGUACGUGGCAACUAGGAGUCAUGUUGUAAAGAUUUUUAUACUAGAUCUUCAUUUUUUUUUCUUGACUUACACCUCUUAUCAUGGUCAGCAUCUUGAUGAGAUGGUGUUUUUAUUUUUACAGUGUGUGUGUGUGUGUGUGUGUGUGUAAAAUAUAUUCUUACAUGUAUUUUUGUUUUUAUCCCUGCCUCACCCAGCAAUCAGGACAAAAUUGGCUCCCGUUCUAGCACGGUUCCUGCCAUCCCGGUCACAUCAUCCAGCAGCUGCUUAAACCCCGGGACCAGUAACUCACUUCUUGGAGAUAAGGUAAAUCUGUUCUCUUGUUACUUGUCACUUUCUCACCAUGCCCCUUGAAGUGAAAUUUAAUACAACUUUGUGUUUUAGGGAUAUCAUGUACCGGUUCUUGGUCAAUUGCCUUCCCUUGCUCACUGCCAUCCUGCACCAAGUAAGUAUUUUAUUUAAGGAGUAGUGAUACUGAUAUUGAUUCAUCCAACCUAUGGUUCUAGUAGAGAUAGGGUUCUAAUAGUUCUGCAAAACAUACUUUAUACUUUUCCUCUGUAUUUACAAGCUAUCAGGAACCCUCAAAGCAUAGAUCCCACACUAGGGUACCUGACAGCAUUCUUUGAAAUACCAUUGUAUUAAUUUGUUUUCAUUAAGUUUUUAGAAACAAUAUAUAAAGUUGCUGUUUGUUGAAUUUUUGCAGCACCACUCUUGAGGACCAAUAUCCCCAGACCAUCUGGACCAAGACCCCUUAUGGGCUGGGAAGGGUAUGUAUCUUCUAUAGUUUGUCACUGAUGUGAUGCUCAUAAAAUUAUUAAAUACCUAUGGCUGUAUGUUAUGUUUGCAUUUAUAAACUGUCUGCAGCUUGGCUAACCUAGAGACUGGGCACUGAUACUUUGGCUGGUACAUAUUAUUAGCUUAGAGCUACAGUGUUUGUUGACCAAACCAUAGUGAUAAAGAUUAGGAUGGAAAACUGUCAAAGCCAACUCUGUUAUCUCUUACUUAACAGAGAUCAGUUAUGUAGAUUAGCCUUUUGAUUUGCUUUAAUUCCUGAUUUUGAUUUGGUGUGUGGUUAUACAUAAAGUCCAAUCUUUUAAUGUGGAGCACUUUGCUGAAGUGCUCUCCCUACCGCAGAACUUAAUGAUUUUAUUCACUUUUUGAAGCACCCCACUUGUACUACUUUGUAUAUUACUGAUUUUAUAACAUUGCAUGCACAGGUCCGUCAAUACGGUUUCAACAUUUUUACGUCUGUGAAUUUGGGAUGCUUUCUGAUUUAAUCUUUUACAUAUUUUCAGUCCAAGUCGUGGACGUCAUCCUCACAACGACCGCCCUCUAAGAAAUCAGGGUCCUUCCAUGGUAUCAUCGGGACCGGUGUAUGUCCAUCCACCACCUCCUCCUUUGUUUCCACCACCACCUCCUCAUGGUCUUCCACUGCCCCCAGGAGUUCCUCCACCACAAUUCCCACCUCAAUUUCCUCCUGGUCAGCCCCCAGGUGCGGGUUAUAAUGUUCCUCCUCCUGGUUUUGCUUCAGUGUCUCAAACAGUAUCUGCACCUUGGGCUCCUGCAACAAUACAAGGAGCACAUAGCAAUGCUCUUUCAACAACAAACUUAGUAAACCCACCGCUGUCCAAGGAGGAGUUCUACAGAGAGCAACGUCGACUUAAAGAAGAGUAAGUCCAUCUAGUAUUAAUAAGCAUAUUUGUCGAUUUUCAUUUAAUUCAUUCCCUUUCAUUCACCUUGUUUGACAGCAUUACAAAAUUAAUAAGAAGUGUCACUUUGAUUACCUAUCCCCUUUAUUGAACAAUGUGUGGAUGUGAGGUCUAAAAUACAAUUAAAAUUUAACAAAUCCACACCAAUGUGUUUAGCUUUGUCCUGAAAUUGAGCGCCUCCAUCUUGGUUCCCUGUAAGCCAUUUUUCUAAACGGUCAUUGAACAUAGUAAUUGGAGGUGGUAAACAAAAACAAUGCAAUCUGUGUCCUUGUACCAGGACUGAAUGAGAUGUCAAUUGCAAAAUCUUUCAUAUACAUGUAAAUGUAAACAGCGAAUCACAUGAACAAAACCGUAAAAAAAAAAAAAAAAAAUUCAAAAUUUCAUGGGACGCUACAGUCACCCAGACCACUGCAACUCAAUGAAGUGAUCAGGGUGCCAUGACCCUGUCCUAUUAACCAUGCAAAGUAAAACAUUGCUGUUUUUAGAAACUUUUUGCAUUAGAGUGUUAGAUCCACGUCUAGUUUGACUGUCUUACUGACCACCACUAGAGCAGGCUUCUCCAAACUCCGGCCCUCCAGAUGUUGCUGAACUACAACUCCCAUGAUUCUAUGAAUGAAAUAGAUGGGCUGAGAAUCAUGGUAGUUGUAGUUCAGCAACAUCUGGGGGACUGGAGUUUGGGGAAGCCUGCACUUGAGGCAUUGAGUAAAACCUGGUCACAUGAUGCAGAAAUCCAUAGGAUUACAUUGAAUACAGUACUUUCUUACGGGGAAGUUUGGUUGUGUGCGCAUCGCUUAUGGCACUUGGCAUCAAGUCCCCAAUGCUUCUCUGAGAAGCACUAAGUUGGACCAUCGCUGAUGGAGGCCACACCUCCUCAAUGGCAUUGCAGAAGACUCAGAGGUGAGCAGCACUGAGCAAGCCUCGGCACAGGAAAAAAGUAAAACUUUUUUUAUAAUUUCUAUAAAACAUGAAUAUUACUAGGGACAGACGCACUAUAGCGUUAAGCAUGCAGGAUUGUGUUAACUCAGUGGUUUUUUGGGGGUUUUUUUUUUUUUCUUGUGUGACAUUUCCUUUAUAAUAGUUGAGAAAGUUAGUUUGAUUUUGCAUCUUUUUCCUCAUUACAUCCACAUAUAAUUAACAUGUGUGUUUCCCUACUGCAGAGAAAAAAAGAAAUCUAAACUUGACGAGUUUACAAAUGACUUUGCCAAGGAACUACUUGAAUAUCGUAAAAUACAGAAAGAGCGCAAACGAUCUUACUCCAGGUAAGAGAGCGGGGGAGUGAUUCGUUUUUAACGCUUAAGGAUCAAACUUCUGAAAUAAAAGGAAAUCAUGACAUGUCAUGUGUCCUUAAGGGGCUAAAGGGAAGUAAAAAAAUCUAAUUUCAAGUUGUAUUAAUCCACUUAUAUUUGGUUUGGGUAAUAUAUAUGGAAAAUAAGGAAUGCGAGAAAGGCGCACUCUUGUUGAGUUCAUAAGGAAUAACUACUGUAUAUUAUAUGCAAAAUAUUUAUUAUCUUGCUGGUUGCAUCUGUGGAUAUCGGAGACCAAUAUUUGGUCAAAAUAACAUUGAACUAUAUUAUCUUUGGAACACUAUUCAGUCACUUGCAAUGAUUCCUAUUAGUUUUUUUAGUCUUAGAUUGUUAAAUAUAAAGAUUCCCAAUAUAAGGGAUUUAAAAUGUAAUAAAGAGGGCAAAUUAGCUUAGUCAGUGGUGACAUUUAAAUGACCUUUUUACAAAACGAUCAAAGUUUCUUUAAAACUUUUUUUUUUUUUAAGGUCAAAAUCUCCAUACAGCGGCUCAUCCUACUCCAAAAGCUCCUCCUAUUCCAGAUCAAGAUCCAAUUCUUCAAGGUCACCUUCUUACUCCCGAUCCUAUAGCCGGUCACGCUCUCGUUCUUACUCAAGAUCACCUUACCAGAGGAAGGUUUCCUCAAAGGGUCGCGCUCACCGCUCUAAAUCCCGGUCUCGUGGAUACCAACAUUCCAGAUCCAAGUCCCCAUACAGACGGUACAAUUCACGCUCCAAAACACCUCCCCAUAGACCCCCAUCACCAAACAAAAGAGUAGCUCCUCUAAUGGAAAAUGACCGGGAAUAUUGUAAUAGAUAUCGUGAAAUGCCUCCCUAUGACAUCAAGGCUUUAUAUGGCCGUCAACCAGACUUAAGAGAUCCCUAUGAAAGACAACGAUUUAGAGAGUGGGAGAGAAAGUACAUAGACUGGUAUGAAAAAUAUUGUAAAGGGGUCACAAUGAAUGCUAUGCCACGACAGAGGUCCCCUGUGAACCGGGAGAAUUAUUCACCAAAUCGCUUCCCUGUUCCUCCACAAGCACGGAGAGAUAAUUCUCCAUACAACCGAGGCCGAAGAGAAGAUUAUCCUCCUUUGUUACCACACCGUGGUCGUCCUCUUGCAGGGUCCUAUCAAGAGAAAAUGCUUCCACGUGAACCUCCUCAUGGCAUGAAGGAUACAAACAAAUUGAAAGAAAAAGAAGUAAUGAACCCACCUUUAGACUCUAAAGGAAACAAACACAAAAAACAUCGAAAGAAGAGGAAAGGGGAGGAAAAUGAAGGCUUCACCAAGCCAGAUAUAGACAACCCACGGAAACACAGAGAUCCAAAUGCAGAAGAUGGUAAAAGAAAUGAACCCUUAUUUGUGCCCACAAGCAAAGAUGAUGCCACCCCAGUAAGGGACGAGCCAAUGGAUGCAGAGUCCAUUGCUCUUAAAGCUCUUACUGCAAAGGACAAACGAGAGAAGGCCAAGGGAAAACCUGAGAAAACAAAACGUAAGCUUGAUGGUAACUUGCCUAAAAAGGAAACCACCUCCACCUCCAAGGUAGUCAAAAUCGAAAAAGUAGUAGUUGAUGUUGAGAAGGAAAAACUUGCUGGUGUUGAACCACCACCCAAGAAGCCAAAAGAUGAGACACAAAAACUUGACAAUGUCAAAAAGGAUGAUAAAACUGCUUUGCAGCCACGCAAAGUGCAACUUAAAGUGGUAAAGCAAAAUCCAGAUGACAAACAGGCGACAAAAGAUGACAAAAGCAAGAAGGAGCCUUCAAAAGAUGUAAAGCAGGAGAAACCUAUCAUCAAAGAGGAGAAGUCAAAGAAGGUUAUAGAUAAAUCCAAAGUAAGCGAGGUCAAGCAAGAGAAACGAAAAAGGAAAGUGGAUGAGAAGGUCCCAGGAAAGGAACAGGACAAAACCACUGUAGAAACCAGUGAGCCCCCCAAACCUUCCACCUCAAAAGUUAAGUCUGAAGUAGAGAUUAAAAAUCCUGAAAAAGUACCUGAAAAUGAGAAGCCUACUGUUAAAAAAAUUAAACUCAACCGUGAAACUGGAAAGAAAAUAGCCACUGCUGAUACCUCUGCAGUGACUGAGGAGGCUGAGGAGAAAAAGAUGCCUUCUGCUGUGACCAAGUCAAAACUAGACCGGGUGAAGGGCAAAGUACGGAGGAAAGUCACUGUUCAAGAUGGAUCUGGCUCCACCUUGGUGGAUUAUACCAGGUGAGAGAUGGCAUUUAUGAUUACUUGUAACCAUUUGAUAGUUCCAUGAGUGUGUGUUUUUGUAUUGGUUUUUUUUUGUUUUUUUACAUAUUUACCUGUUUCUUAUUUUUUAUGCUUUCAACAUCCAUUCUGGGGGGAGGCAGGGCACUGAUCUACACCAAUCAGUGCCCUAUCCCUAGGAAUGCUGGAAAGGUGCAUUGAGACAUGCCCAACAGAUUCCAACAUGUGCAGUUGGAAGGUCUCUUCACCUUGCAACAUCCUGACAGGGAGAAGAGGGGGAGUAGGGUCAGUGUGAUCAUGCAGAGCAUACUGCGGUGUCUGAUUUUUCACUCCUGCACAGCACAAUGAUGCUCAUUUUUCUGCCAUUAGUGAACUGGUCUGGAAGUGAGAUGUGUAAGUAAGAAACUCCCCUAGGUGAGAGGUGUGCUCAAAAUUGCAAUCUGACCAAGUUUAUAAUAAGUUUAUAAAAACUUAUUACACACUUUUCAAAGUUUCUCAGCCUUUGUUAGUUCUAUAUUUGUUUAAAUGUGGUUUUAAGUGCCGUUUUAAUGACGAUUUGGACCUGUGGUGGUGGGUAAACACCAAUGACUUCCACUGAAAAAUUGGCCAUAUGAAAUGUUAAAUAAAUCCCAUGUGUAAUACCCUGGUUUAUGCAUUUACUAAUGUAUAUGUGGCUUUAUGGAGGCUGGUUUGAACAGAGGGGUGCUUAAGGAUAACGUAUAUAAAUGUUACUAUGGCUUAAUCCCCUCUUCAAAUACAUUGAAUGCAUCAUAUAUCAGAGAGGCAUGAUGUAUUCAGUGUAAAAUAUCAAACACUAUAGUCACUCAGACCACUUGAGCUCAUUGAAGUGCUCUAGGUGCAGUGACCCUGCCCGUAGUCCUGAAGUAAUUACAUUGCAGGGUUAAGACUUCCUGGUGGUUAGGCAACUUUUGGUUGCCUAAAUGACGCUGGAUGUCAUAACGCUCUGUGUAAGGACAUCCAGCAUCACUAAAAUUCCUAUAGGAAAUGCGUGCGCGCGCACUGGGGAUGAAGUAUGUAUCUGUGCAGGUGCUGGGGAUGAAGUAUGUAGCUGUGUGUGUGUGAACUGCUGCAAAUACACUUAUCUCUACACUGUCUAUGUAUUUGUAUGUGUAUCAGUGUGUCUGUACCUGCAUGUGUUGCAAUGUUUGUAUCUGUGUCUGUACAUCUGUAUGUCAAUGUCUGUAUCUGUAUACCUGCAUGUGUAUCAAUGUCUGUGCAACUGUAUGUAUGUCAGUAUGUGUAUCAAACACUGACACAGAUACAGACACACACUGACACGCAUACUUAUGUACAGACAUACUGAUACGCAUGCAGAUACAGACCGAGAUAUACAAAUACACACUGCCACACAUGCAGAUACAAACAUACACUGACACAGAUACAAACAUUACCCACACAGUUAAACACAGAUACACUACACAUAGAUGCGCGCACACUCAUUACUCACACAGAGAUACACAUACAAAUACACUACAGAUAGAUGCACACACCCCCUGUUUUAGAUGAUGACAGGGGUCUAUGGACAGGCCAGCCUUGAUUGUAGCAAUGCUUUCCUAUAGGGAGGGCAUAUAAUGCACAUUACCGCCCCCCGUCCGAGGACGGAGCGCCAAACCAGCAUCAAGGGAGAUCGGCAUGAAAUCGUUUAAGUACAGUAAGGGUUUAUUAAUCCUUACACAGCUGGUGGGCCAUGGGGAAAUAUAUUUUUAGGAAUACACCUUUGUGUUUCUAGCACUGUAGUAUCCCUUUAAGAUUUAUUCACCUUUAUUCGAGCGGCACCAUGUCCUGAGCUUUGUGGGUGUUGCUCUUCAUAUUACACCCAUAUAUGGUCUGCCUACUGCCUGUGAUAUGCCAUGCUUGUGAAUACUCCCAAACCUCCUCCAUGAUGCGAACACCCUUUGUGUCACAUAUGCUUAUCAAAUUUAUUGCAGAUGGGUGAUAGAAUUCCUGCAUGGAAUGUGUCAGAGGCUCUACAUAAAUGUUUUUGGUAUCUUCGUUUAAGAAGCACAUAACUACUAAAGCCCUGCCAAUUUUAGAAUGGUUUGUCUUAUUACCUUGAGUUCCACCAGGUGCUGCACCUCAUCUCCAGUACUUCAGUCCGAGAGCCUGAAGCGCUCUACUUGAGCUAAGUUGAACUUGGCUCAUAGACUGAGGGUGAUUAGUUGAUGGCUCUCCUUCAGAUGUAGUAGAGGGAAGAAGUGCACCCAGCAGGUCCUCAGGUGAAAAGUCAAACCAUUCUAAAAGGGUUUGAGUACUUACAAUGGGCAAGUACUAUAGUGGAUAUCAUGCUUGCAGUGUUUCUUUAAAAAAAAAAAAAAAAAAUUUACUCGUGCAUAAUGAUUUUGGGUUCCGUGGCAGUCUUUGCUACUUAGAUGCCUAACACAGUGAAAAUUGUAAGCUUUUUGCUUUAAAACAGGAAUGCUCUGUGUGCUAGUUAACAUAUAGUUUAUUUAAGUGUUGGUGUAUUCUUUGAGGCCAUCUUACAGUUGGAAAGAAAAUGGCACUCACGAGGACUGGACGACUUUAGGCAUGCUUGUGGUGACUUUACAAUCUGAGGAUAAGUUUGUUCAACUCAUAAUUGCAUUAUCCUAAUUUAAAAGGUAGACUUAACACAAGGUAAUCUUAGUAUUUUAUUUUGGGGGACGAAGAGUUACUUAUUUUCCAAAUAAAAUGUACCCUUUUCUUUUGAUUUUCCGAAUACAAGAAAGCCAUUUUAGGUAUUUUUUGAUAAUGAUGAUUCUAAUACUUUGUCAAUAUUCCUUUUGUAGCACAAGUUCCACUGGAGGAAGUCCCGUACGAAAGGGAGAAGAUAAACUAGAUACCAAGAGAACAGUCAUUAAGACAAUGGAGGAAUAUAAUAAUGAUAGCACUGUGCCUGCAGAAGAUGUAAUUGUAAUGGUUAAGAUUCCCCAGUCAAAAUGGGACAAAGACGAUUUUGAGUCUGAAGAUGAUGAGGCUAAGGAUGCGCCGACUUUACCUUGUGCUGGAAAGCCGAUGAGUGUGAUAACAAAGCCUCUGUCUUCUGUUAUUCUUGCUGAUAAAGAAACUAGUUUAUUAGAGAAGCCAAAAUCGACCCGGGAACAAGGAGAUGAGGGCUCGCCACUUGAUGCCAAAACUUCAAAAGAAUCCUCAGUUUCCCACACCAAGAGCAGGCUCAGUGGUAAAGAUAGCCCUGUUGAUGUGAAGGAAACAUCUAACAAAAGAAAAGGAAGUUCCCAGGCUGACAGCAGCUCUGACCGGUCAGGUCAGCACUCUUCUAAAGAGAGGUCAUCUGAGAAACCAGAUUCUAGCAGAGGCUCUUCUAGUCGAGAUUUCACUCCUAACCGUGAUAAAAAGUCUGAGCGUUCAGACAGCAGGGAUCGAAAGCUGGAUCAUGAAAGCAAAUCUAGGGAUAAAAAACAGGAACAUGAAGCCCGGGACAAAAAAAUAGACUAUGACAAAGAAAAGGAUAAAAAGGUUGAGCAUGACAAUAAAGAACGAGACCGCAGGCUAGAACACGAAGGCAAGGAAAAGAAGCCAGAGUAUGAUAGCCGGGAUCAAAGCAGUUCAAAGAGGCGAGAUGAUAGAAGAAAGGACUCUCCUAUUAGAGAUACAUCCUCAAGUUCCCAGAAAUCUAGACCCAGGGAUAUACAGACUGAAACCUCUAGGAAAGGUACAGGUGAAAUAAAAAGUAACCACAGCCCUUCACGUGAGCGGAAAGUAAAAGGCGAUAUAAAGGCUCCUGAUGCUAAACGGGCACGUGUUGAUCAAAAGCCAUCAGAAAAAUCCAGUACAAAAGAAAAGGAUAGGACCUCGUACAAAUCAAAGGGUGCCGAGGAAACCAGUGAAAAUGUUUGUUCGAACACUAGACAUACUUCACCAGACACACAAACUGACAAAGAUGUUGGUGAAAAAGACUCCCACAAAACAAAGGUUCCUCUGAACCCCUCAACACGACUGUCAACUGACCUCACGCGAGAGACUGAUGAGGCUGCUUUUGUGCCUGAUUAUAAUGAGAGUGACAGUGAAUCCUCUGUAAAACAGGAAGCAACCACAUCCCAGGAACCUCAGGAAAACAAAAAUAAGGACAGUGAAAGCACGGGCAUUAUGGAACCAGUUGACACAAACCUACCUGCCACGGCUCCAAGCAGCCCAAGUGAGAGCCGAAGCCCCAGCCCAGUUGAUUCACAAACACACAGCCGCAGCAGUAGUGUGAGCUCUGUGGGGAGUCAGGACAGCAAAAAAAGAAAGCGGAAAAAGGAAAAGAAAAAACACAAAAAGCACAAAAAACACAAGAAGCAUAAGAAGCAUGCAGGGAAUGAAUCAGAGACUGAAAAAACAGAAAAGAGUCAGAAACACAAACACAAGAAGAAAAAGUCCAAGAAGAGCAAAGAUAAGGAAACGGAGAAGGAGGAGGUUAAAGCCAAACCACCAGUAACUGAGUGAACUUCUCGAGCCCAUCACCUCAAUAAAGCAAAAGCCUUUCCCGUGUCCAAAUGUAUUAUUUGUUCCACUGAAAUGUAAACAAAUGAGCUAUGUAAAUACUGGGAAACUGUGCCACACUUAAUAUAUUGAUUUGACUUUUACAUCAGAGCUUUAUAAAGUGAUUGUUUUUGUACGGAACUGUGUGUUGUAAACAUAUUGCAUUUUUUUUUUCCCCUAAUUUUCUGGGUUUUGCAUCUGUCCAUCAGUUUGGGUGGAAUUUAAAUACUGUGAAAAUCUUGCCCAAUUGCCCUCCCCUACGAAUGUUAAUUGCCUGGUAAUUAGAAACAUGCACUGCCCUAAAGAUUUGGCUCGACUGAACAGAAGAACUGGUAAAACAACUGUCCUGUUAUGUCAAUUUUGUUUUUUGUCACCAAAUAACCAAACUACUUAAUUUACAGUUCAUUUACAACAACCGUGGAAAUUCUACACGGUAACCCAUGUAAUACAGCAUUGGGGCAUCUGGAAGGAUAAAACAACCCUGGUAUUAAUAUUGCAGCAUUUCCACUCUCCAAAAUCCAUCGGUGCAGUCAGCACUAUCAUACAGGGUAUAUUGUAAAUGUUGGAAAGUCACUACUUAACUGCUCAUAUAAACCAUAAAUUGGCAACCAAAUGUCAACCUCAUAUAGUGAGCUGGGGAUUUCCAACAUUUAUAUUUUCCACUUAGAAAACCAAAUGUUUUGGGGUUUUUUGUAUUGUUUUUCCCUCUCAUCCUGCCAAAUGCAAGCAGAAGAUUGGAAAUUAAACCCAUAAAUAUAAUUUUUUUCAGGGUUAUUCACUAAAGUCUGAAUUGUCUGAAAUUAUAAUUGAAUUUUAAGUUUUAGAUCAGAAUUGCUGAAUUGAAGAGUUUUCAGUAUGGCUGCUUAAACUUACAAUUCACACUGAAUUUCUGCCAAUUCACAAUAUAUUGAAUAUCCUUGCAAGUCCCAUUGUACAAUUUUCUGUAUACUGUUGCUCUUAUAAGCACAAUGUAAGUAUCCCAAAACAGAAAAUAACAUUUGCUGCUUCUGUCGAGUAGAUUCCGCACACUGCAUUAGCUAAUGUUUUAGUCAAAAAUUGCCUAGCUUUUACAAAUAUACUUGCCAACUUUUCAACAUUUACACAAAUGUAAAAAGGUGGCUUUUGAAAACUUGUUCUGUUCAUUUUAAGACCGUUCUCAUGUAAAUCUUCUAUUAUGCCAUUUUCUGUCCUAAAAGAUUGCUUGGUGAGUGCUCUCUAAACAAAUGUUAUGUCUGUCUUUUCACAGAAUAAUUUCACAAGUGAGCAAAAAAAUUAAAUAGGCUUUGCUGCUUGAAAAUUAGUAUGGCUGCCCUCGAGAAGCCCAUUUUCCUUUCUUACUUAAGAAAUUCAGAUUUUCUUUUUACAAUUUGGAUUUUUGGCAAACCCUGGGCCUCAAUGUUCAUUACACAGUUCAGAAUGUUGCACAUAAUUAAAACACUGUGUUAUCCUAUGCAAAACCUCUAGCAAUACACACAGGAGAGUGUUUGUUUGCAUUUUGAUCAUAAUAGCUGGAUUUGCAGCAGGUUCAAAUACAACAGUAUGCAUCAUUUCCCAGGAUUCCUAGAAUACACAGUCAGCUUUUCCGUUGGCUCACUUAUUGCAGUGAAAGAUUUUUUUUUGUUUACUGUGAGUGUACACACUAUGCCAUGAGUUGUGGUGAGCUGGUGGCAACCUACUUGCAAUAUUUUAGAUCCUUUCACAGUUGUAAACUGCUUAAGCCUAAAUUUACAAAUCAAAUGUUUAAUGCCAAAAUAUGGGGAAUAAGGCAAUGAAAGAAAGUAAUCACUUUAACCUUGAGAGAGCAUUGCCUUUAUAAAAGAUUAUAUGUUGGCUACUAAACUACAUUUUAAUACACCAAUGCAGGCUGAUUUGCUACCUAAAUUUCUUUUUUUUAUUUUUAUUUUUUAAACAUCUUUGGCUUGAGCUAUCGUGUCCUUUUAAGUUUAAUUGUACUUUCUGUAUUUUUCAGUGAUAAAGUACACUAUUCAAACCGUUAUAAAACAGAAAAAAGUCAGCUAGAGAUUGUAUCGGCCAUAUUGGAAUGGGAUUCGCUCAUGAUUGAGUUACAGAGGCACUCUCGCUUUUCAUUGGCUGUUGUACUAUCAGACAUGUCAUACAAUAGCUGAUAGAAGGGACUGCCUGUUUAGUGCAGGUGAUGCAGUUCUCCUCUUAACAGUGAUCUUUGCCAAAAUUUAGGAACCCUAUAUAUUUAAGAAGUAAAUAUCCAGUGAGACUGAGCAGUGUUCAAACUAAUCUAUGCCUGGAACCUUUGAAGACAGAAGCAGGGCAGUUUUUUUGUGUGUUUUUUUGUUUGUUUUAACUGAUAAUUUUCACUGGCAGUUGGCACUAUGCAGUGAUGGCGUACAACGCGAUAUGCCCCUUGUCUGAAAUAUAACAUUCUGUGCACAUAUAAAACAGGCAACCCUACCUCAAGUGAUGUAAAAAAUAUUUUCCCCUUCUUGUAAAUAAAUGAUAAUUGAACUAACUCUUGUCUAUUCUGGAUUAAAUUAGUUAGAAUUGUGUGCUUUAAAAUUAUAUAUUUCAUACAUGCAAAGGUUAUUAAAGUUGUAUAUAAGAAACCACAAAAACUGAUUGUUUGCGUAACGGCUGAACCAAAACAUAAAAAAAGACAAAACAAUGCUUGUGGAACAAUGUGUUCCUUUGUUUGAGAUGCAUCUUUACUAUAGUCUUUGUAUUAACCAAAUCCCACCUUGUAUGUAAUUUGGGCUGGAACUCCAGUAAUUGCCUACAUCCAUAAAGAGUCAUUUGGAGCGAAUAUAUAAUGUAUUGUUAAAUGAAAAUGUGGCCUGACAUUUGCAACGUGACAGUUUUAAUUACCUUGGUCCAUGGCAGGUUAUUCAAGAAGAAAAAUUAAAGCCCAUUAGUAAGAAUGUAGUGAUUUAUGGCAUGCAUAUUGUAUUCUGCUGUAAGGCUUGGAACAUGUAGUUUAAAAGUCAAAAGAUAGUGGUUUAAGUCCGUUUAGGGAAGAAAUGCCAUGGGACUGGCAAAAUAGCAGAGUAUGAGAAAUGUCCUAGUUCACGGUCAUUGACCUAAACAUUUAAAGUCCCACAUUAGUGAUAGUUUCUUCAAUCAGGAAGUUGUAGUCACGUGGAGGCUGCAAGAUUUUAUUUUUUAUAUAUAUGUAAUUUACCCAGCCAAGAGAGCAUUCUGUUGCAAAACUGUUUGCCCCAUUAGUGUUGAUGGGGGCCAGGGUCUUCCUGGAAUAACUACAGCGGGCUGUAUGGAAUAACACUAUGAAAUAACCCACUGAAAUACUUCAGAAAUAAAUUCUAACUAGCUAUAUACCUUGUCCCAGUGAAAUCAAAUUAUUGGUUUCAUGUUACGUGUGCGGUUUUAUCAAGCAUAUCUCUGCUAUAGUCUGGGAAAAGGUUCAAGUUCAGUUAUUCCAGUUUCUGCUCUUUUAGUGUAAAUAUAUACACCACACAAUUUUGUCACUUCAAAGUGGCUUUUGACAUUUAUUUGACCACUGUCCUUACAUGAUUUAGAAUGUGUUGUAGACGAUGUGAGUUUGAUUCUUUAUACAUACCUAAGGCUUAUUUCAGAUUUUCGACAACAAAUAAAAAUCACACCUGACUUAUCACGAUUUGUAAGACCAAAGUGUAUUAUCUGAAAAGUGGCAAAAUUUCCUUUAAAGCCCUUGAAUCCAGGUUUGUGUUGAGUGGGUAUUGAUUCUAUGAAGAUGACAGAAUUGUACAUUUCUCUGCAUUGCUUCUCUAAUCCCAACCCCGUAGGUUAGUCAUGUCCUACCAGUGGUAAAAUAAAUGGUUCCAAAAUAAAACGUAAAUGCUUAUUUUCAAUGGGCCUACCCAGCUUGGCUUCAAACACAACAGGACCUUUCAGUGAGAAGUGGACAGUGGUUGUAACCAAAUAAAAAGAUUUGAGAAUUAAAAGAUGUUUUCAAAAUGUAUUUUGUUCCUGAACUAUAGAAACUAAAUUGGAAGGUCUGACUAUUUAUAUGGUAAGUCUUGUUAGCUUCAUUGUCAACCUUCACAAUUUUACAACUUUAUAAAAGUCCAUAUAUAUUUCAGACAUACAUUGGGCAAGGUUUAUUAGUCCACACACAUUACAUUUCCAGGAGCC
Messenger RNA from Pelobates cultripes (western spadefoot toad), 38024 nucleotides. Lineage: Eukaryota; Metazoa; Chordata; Amphibia; Anura; Pelobatidae. The record is from the annotation of a GenBank genome assembly.